Molecule: messenger RNA, 600 nt
Organism: Aspergillus terreus NIH2624
Lineage: Eukaryota; Fungi; Ascomycota; Eurotiomycetes; Eurotiales; Aspergillaceae
Exons: 2
Coding region: 1-600 (199 amino acids)
Biological process (GO): rRNA methylation
Cellular component (GO): mitochondrion
Molecular function (GO): RNA methyltransferase activity; RNA binding
Source: RefSeq, a predicted model, not a curated record
AUGCCUUAUACCACCCCUGCAUCACAGUUCCUCUAUGGCACGAGUGCAGUCGAAGCUGCACUACGAUGCGGUCGGCGUCAGCUCUACAAACUAUAUCUCUACCAGGCUGCCGACGAACCACUUAGCCCAGCGAAAGUUGUGCUGCGAAAAUUGGCCCUGUCGAAGGGCAUCCCCGUCAAGAUGGCCUUUGCAGGCUGGGAUCGGCUGUUUGACAAGGUUAGCAUGGGUCGAGCUCACAACGGCUGUGUCCUGGAGACAUCCCCUCUUCCGAGGUUGCCCGUGAAAAGCUUGUUAGAGGCUUCACCUGCGGACGAUCGCUUCUAUGUGGAAUUGGCUCCCCAAUCCCGUGAAGAAGCAGUUGUAAAUGGCACGAAUAACCAGAUCACGAUCAACCACUCGCAACUCAGGAGGAGAUACCCUGUUGUUGUGCUGCUUGAUGGCGUGGUUGACCCAGGAAACCUCGGCGCCAUCAUUCGCUCUGCGUACUACCUUGGAGUUGACGCGAUUGUCUUUGCAGGCCGGAACUCGGCACCAUUAUCGGCUACAGCAGUCAAGUCCUCUGCAGCUCUGCCUCUAAAUACAUUGAUCCCUCCUCUGUGA